AUGUCAGCUGCCAUCAAACGUGAAGAUUUAAAGUUAGUCGGUGCACAAAUUUUUUUCCGUCAUGGUGCCCGGACUCCUCUGAAUAUGCUUCCGAAUCUUGAUGAAGUCACAUAUGACAAAGAACUACAUUUGGAUCACUACCAACCAGCUACAUGGGAAAUCAAGACCAUAUUGAAAGAUGACGAAAAUACAGUUUCCGAACGAAAAUUUAUCGGCGAACACAAUGUUCGAAAAUUGAAUGGCGGAGCUGCAUUCUGUGGUCAAUUGACAACUGUCGGCGAGCAACAACUUUAUGAAGUUGGAAAGAAGAUUCAUCAGGAUUUAAUUGUCAAAGACAAACUAUUGCCUGAAACUUACGAUCCAAAUUUGAUUUACACUCGUUCAACUUACAUUGAUCGAACAAUCCAAUCAGCCCGGUGUUUUCUUGCUGGAUUGUUCACUGAUGAUAAUGGAAACAUUCACGCGAAUGGUCCAUUUGAAAUUCAAGUACAUAGUUGGGUGAAUGAGGUAUUGUAUCCUAAUCCACGAUUGUACCCUGAUCUGGAAAAGAAAUUAAAACCAUCGAAACUACACGAAUUGUUACAUGAUGAACAUGAAUUGAAAAAGGCGAGAAGAGAAUUCUUGAAAAAGAUCAAUCUCUCCGAGUAUGAACAUGGCUUUGUUGAAUUGCAUGAUGAUAUCAAAUCAAGAGAAGCGCAUAACUUUCCAGUACCUGAAGAUCUGAAGGAAUUAUCGAACAAGUUUGAUGAAUACUGUGGUAUAGAGUAUCUCUUGAUGGGUACUCACGAAAACACCUCGUUAACAAAAGAAUUAUUUGUUAAGACAACAGUUGGCCUUAUGCUUAAUUUAGUCAAACAAAAUUUCGAUCGAUUACACGAAGACUUAUUAUCUACUACCGAUAAGAGCAAAUCCUAUUGCAAAUUCUUUGUCUAUGCCACGCAUGAUACAUCGAUAGCAUCAAUGAAAAUCGCAUUUGAUCUGUUCGAUAAAAUCUGGCCCGAGUUUGCCAGUUACAUUUUAAUUAAAUUAUACCAAUCGAUUCAUGAUCCAACGAAAACAUUCAUUCAAUUGAUAUUCAAUGAUGUAGUACAAACAAUUCCGUGGACAAAUGACAAGUUCUGUCCGUAUAACAUAUUUAUUGAUCAUUUGAAAGAUCAAAUCGAUGAUCGCCAAAAUCCGUCAGUUAGUUUAACCCAGUAG
Molecule: messenger RNA, 1200 nt
Organism: Adineta ricciae
Lineage: Eukaryota; Metazoa; Rotifera; Eurotatoria; Adinetida; Adinetidae
Source: the annotation of a GenBank genome assembly